Messenger RNA from Coregonus sp. 'balchen', 25999 nucleotides. Lineage: Eukaryota; Metazoa; Chordata; Actinopteri; Salmoniformes; Salmonidae. The record is from the annotation of a GenBank genome assembly.
AUGUGUUCCAUGACCAGUCUGCAUUCGUGGCUGUGUCCUCUGAUUCGGGGAGGUAAAUUGAAUCAAGUCUGGAGCCUUUCCACCUGCAAACCUAGAGGAUGGAUCUACCUAACGGCUACACGUCGUUACACAGUGGGAAAGGUGCUGUAACUCGCUCUCAAGCAACCAUUGGUGCUAGUUACACAGCAGACCUUUACCUCUGAUUACUGUCCUCAUCUAAUAUUUAGGACUGUUUCUAGGGAUCUGUUGCUUACAAACCUGCUAGCCUUGUAGUAACCAAAGAUGAAGAAGUGGAAAUUGUAGAGAAACUGAUCCUGUUGUUAGAAUCUGAUAGGCAGUGGGGUUUUGUUUUGUUGUAGGAAAUGGACUCUCAAACAGUCAAUCCAAAUGUACAAAGCUACAGAUAUUCAGAUGACAGUCACACUGUGAGAAUUUGUGCAUACAGUUCACCUAAUAUGUUAUUGUGACCUUCAGGACCCUUCCAGCUCCACUGUGGAAUUCAACUCUCAAAAUAAGAAGUACAGGAGCCUGGAGAGGUCUUUCGAGAGAAGAUUAAGGGCCAUACACCAGAGGUUCUCCGGAGUCCCAGACAAUACAACGGUAAAGUUGGGCUUGAUAUUUUGGUAAAGGUAUCUAAACAACUAACACUGGUUUAAUAAAGUAGUCAUUAUACUGACAAACAGCUGUCUCUCCAGAUCCAGGGGUGUAACCAUGUGUACUUCAUGGAAGGGGAUGGCAUCUAUAGAAUGGAUACCAGGCAGGGUAAGCACCAUUUUCUGGACAGACAUUUCCCUAAUCACACCACUUUCUACUACCGUCUAGAGCUGAAGAGAACUAAAUUACAUAAAACAAUGUAAGGUGUGUGUUUGUGACUUGACUGGCUGCAGGUGACCCAGAGCCAGAAGAGGUGUUGUGUCUGGACUCUGUGGGGAAGGGAGAUUGGAGCCUCCAGAGGGUGCGUCUCUCCCCCAGUGAGCAGGCCCUGGCUGCCACAGUGAAGACCCCCCACAGAGAGGAGGCCAGGUGUGUCCUGGUCAAGCUAGGAGAUAGAGAACCCACCCUGGACCCACCUAAACCUCUACUCACCAUCGACAAGGUCUUCAGCUUCGGUGCGGGAGAGGGUUAAUACCAUAGAGAUAAACAAUGUAGUGGUUAUAUUUAAUUAUGUUGUUAAGACAGCCAUCAUGUGGACACUUCUAGACAGACAAUUAGAUGUAUGAAGAUUGUCCUGUGUGUGUGUGUGUGUGUGUAGAGUGGGCUACAGAUGACAUCCUGUUCUACAGCAGUCAGCAGAACCUCCAGUGUCACCGUGUGUUCCGUCUGGACCUGACUGCCACUGGGACCGGAAGCACCCUGGUGUACCAGGAACAGCAGCCUGAGUAAGGCUUACACACACCUCCCUUUGUCACACCGGUGUGUGUGUGUGUGCGUGACUGUACAUCAUGUACUGUAAUGUUUGGAAGAGGCCAUGUUAGGACACAAGCCAUGGAAACACAGAGAACAUAUGUUAAAGUGCUCUGCUUUCUUAAGUGUUAUUUUGUCCACAGUGUGUUUGUGGAGGUGAGUCUCUCCAGAGACAGGAGGCUGGUGCUGGUCAACUGCAGCAGUAAGAGAAGCUCUGAGGUGUGGCUGAUUGACAGCACCAAGCCCCUUAUGAAGCCCACCCUGGUACAGGCCCGCCUCCCUGAGCUACUGUACCAUGUAGAGCACUCCCACGGCCAGCUGUACAUCCUGGCCAACACUGGCCCUGGACAAGAGUACCAGGUAGCCUACUGCCUCAGACAACCCCAUAGACAUUGAAAGAAAAGCAUUGAUCUCUAUGGACAAUUCAGUAGAUCUGCAUGCAAACCCAAACUGCAUGCACAGUUGCACACUGUGUUUGUAUGUGUACAUGACUUGAUAAAUGCAUGUGUUAUCAAUAUAAUCUAUGAUUCUAUUCUAUGCUGUCCCAGGUGUUGAGGGCACCUCUCUCAUCCCCGGCCAUCGAACAUUGGGUCCCAGUGUGUAGCCCUGGUCCUGGGACAGCUGUGAAGGACAUGGAGGUGCUCCAGGACCACUGUGUGUUGGCCACCAGGGACCCCUUAGGCCUGCUAGGACUCCAGGUGGUCCCACUAUCCCAGCCAGCCACCACAACCACCCUGCAGGUGACAGGAAUAGCUAUAUGAAGACAUCACUCUGAUUUGAUUUGAACAUUUUUAUUCCACAAUUUUAAAAUACAUAAAAUGUUACACCAUAUACAGAGGAUACAUACAUAAAGUCAAGAGACUUGUUUCCAUUGUAACAGGCUACUCUAUGUCUCCUCCUGCUGAGGCAGUUGAUGAUCAUUCUGAUGGUCAUGACCAUGUUUAACACUGCACUGCCUAGCCAGGUGUACUGGUAGUGGACUGUACCACGAAAGCUAGGCCUUAAAGGAAUACUGUGAGAUUCCAGCAAAGCCAUGAAACGACCUCUAACUUCCUUCAUACUGCACGCAGAGACAUAAAAAUGACAUCCACAACUUAAUUACUAAAAUCUUGCAGUAUCCCUUUAACCAGAACUGUUCUCCAUCUCUCAGCUGCCACCGUGGGCCUGUGCCAUAGAGACCAAGAGGGCUGGGCUGACAGACAGUGGCUGGUUGGAGUUCCUCCUGUCGUCUCCAGUCCACCCCCCUGUCCUGUACCGCUACUCCCCCAGGGAGGACAGGCUCCUCUUACAGGAGGACACAGAGGAGCACAGAACCCCCCAGGAGUAUCACACCACCCGACUAGAGGCCCCCAGCCAGGUAGACUGGAUCUGAAUCAUACACACACACUCAGAGAGGAAAGCCUCAAGAGUACAAUGCCGAAAUGGUGGGUGUGAAGUGUAUUUUGGUAAUCCACUGAUGACCUACCAGCCUGCAGUAAGGGUUCACCAGAGGCUCAUGAAACACCCUAAUCUAGGAGCUCUCACACACAAACACAGGUUUUUUUUUUGUGAAUACAGAGUAUGUAAUAUUUUGUGUGUCUAUAGUGAUUACUGUACUUUCUCUCUCUCUCUUGGCCUAUAGGACGGUACCAUGGUGCCACUGACUCUCUUCCACAGACCUAUGUUGGAGGAGCUGAGGGGUGCUCCAUUGCUGGUGCAUGUGUACGGGGCCUAUGGCAUUGACCUUAACAUGGACUUCAGCCCAGACAGAAGACUGCUGCUUGAGGAUGGCUGGGCUCUGGCCUACUGCCACGUCAGGUAGCGCUACAACUCCCAGAAGCCUUUGCACCACAGAAAAACUGGAUGUUCAUACAGGAUAAAGUCUGUUGUUGUGGGCGGCUAUAUUAAUUGUUAGUGCUCUCAUUGUAAUGUUUUGUGUAGAACAGAUAUGAUUAUCUGUCUUGUAAAAAAAUUAGUUUGCAGUGCUUCUGAAUGUUUUACCACUCUGACUACGUGUGGUUGUAGGGGUGGAGGUGAGCGUGGCCUGGGCUGGCAUAGACAGGGUCGUAUGGAAGGGAAACCAAGAGGAGUGGAGGACCUGGCUGCCUGUAUCCACAGGCUCUAUGACCUGGGGGUGUCCAGACCCUCUCUGACCGCCCUCACUGCUCGCAGCGCCGGGGCCGUACUGGUGGGAGCGCUCUGUAACCUACACCCCCACCUCAUACGAGCUGUCACACUACAGGUAAAACCACCCAGACCCUACCUGCAGCCUUCAGAAACACACACAUUUCAACCCCUAUUUUCUCUGCUCUCUCCGGCCUGAAUCCUAACUUCUGAGAAGUGUGUGUAACUUGACUUUCCACACAAAUACCCCAUUGACAUCAAUGCAUAAUUAGUGGGAAAGUUCAAGUUACAGUAGGGCCACUUAUCUUGAGUAAGGAUUAGGCCCUCACCUGCACAAGUCACUGGUUAGGUGAUCUCUUCUGUCUCCAGGCUCCUUUCCUUGAUGUGCUGGGCACUAUGCAGGAGCCAAGUCUGCCCCUGACGCUGGAGGAGAGGGGAGAAUGGGGGGACCCCAUGUCAGACCCCUACCAAAGAGACACUAUCGCCUCCUACUGCCCCUGUCAUAACAUUACACUUCAGGUGAGCUUAUAAACCUUACUGUACACAUCAACAAUACAAUACCAUCAAAUAAUAUGCAAACAUUGCCCAAACAAGUUUUAAACUGUGUGGGGGUUCUAGCCACUGUGCUUCUUCAUUGCUUGCUCUUUGGGGUUUUAGGCUGCGUCUCUGUAUAGCACUUUGUGACAACUGCUGAGGUAAAAAGGGCUUCAUAAAAUACAUGAGCGUUUUUGUGUGUGUGUAUUCAACAGCACUACCCCUCCAUGCUGCUCACAGCCUACAUAGAAGACAACAGAGUGCCUGUAGCCGGAGUACACAAGUACGUGGAGAGACUUCAGGAAGCAAUCCACACACACCUCAACGGCCACCCUGUAUCUGGUGAGUAGAUAGACAUGAAACAGUUCCUCUACCUAAAGCACAAUCCAAUGAAGGCUCAUUAUCCCUGAAUUGUCCACAGUUUUGUUUAGAGUUUUGUUCUUCCUGAAAGAGCAGCAGUGUGGUCAGGUUCGGGUCCCACUAGAGGAGUCCGUGUUCCUCAGGAGACUGCUGUAAUGGAUCAUAGCUAGAAGUGUAAGAGUUUAUAUCCAGUACAGAGCAGAGGUCACCUUGUAGCACAGCAGCUCUAUGUGAAUCAGCGUCAUCAAAUCAUACUAAUUCCCCCAGUGAGGGACUUACUCUAGCUCUUUACCGCUCCUUAAUAAUUUCACACAUCUCUCUCUCUCUACCACACACUGUCUCCUACUCUGUUUCUCACACACACAUUCAUUCUGUCACAUAUACACACAUUAUAUGUCUAAUUUUCUCUCUCUCUCUCACUCACAGACAUACACAGGCAGAGAGGGUCUCUCCCUAAUCUUUACCCCUCUCCUCUGUCAUUGAUGAAGUGCUGAUCGCAUACCCACAGCCGGGCUCAUUAGCAUGUUUAUGAGAUAGUGUAUCAGCAGGAGAGAUAAGGAACAAUACACUGGGCUCUGGCAAGGUCAGGAGGCGGCUUGUGAAAUACAGCACAUGGAGGGAGAGAGAGAGAGAAUACCUGACCACUGUGACUGACCGAAACUUAAGGAAAGCUUUGACUAUGUACAGACUCAGUGAGCAUAGCCUUGCUAUUGAGAAAGGCCGCCGUAGGGAGACCUGGCUCUCAAGAGAAGACAGGCUAUGUGCACACUGCCCACAAAAUGAGGUGGAAACUGAGCUGCACUUCCUAACCUCCUGCCAAAUGUAUGACCAUAUUAGAGACACAUACAGUGGGGAAAAAAGUAUUUAGUCAGCCACCAAUUGUGCAAGUUCUCCCACUUAAAAAGAUGAGAGAGGCCUGUAAUUUUCAUAAUAGGUACACGUCAACUAUGACAGACAAAUUGAGAAAAUAAAAAUCUAGAAAAUCACAUUGUAGGAUUUUUUAUGAAUUUAUUUGCAAAUUAUGGUGGAAAAUAAGUGUUUGGUCACCUACAAACAAGCAAGAUUUCUGGCUCUCACAGACCUGUAACUUCUUCUUUAAGAGGCUCCUCUGUCCUCCACUCGUUACCUGUAUUAAUGGCACCUGUUUGAACUUGUUAUCAGUAUAAAAGACACCUGUCCACAACCUCAAACAGUCACACUCCAAACUCCACUAUGGCCAAGACCAAAGAGCUGUCAAAGGACACCAGAAACAAAAUUGUAGACCUGCACCAGGCUGGGAAGACUGAAUCUGCAAUAGGUAAGCAGCUUGGUUUGAAGAAAUCAACUGUGGGAGCAAUUAUUAGGAAAUGGAAGACAUACAAGACCACUGAUAAUCUCCCUCGAUCUGGGGGCUCCACGCAAGAUCUCACCCCGUGGGGUCAAAAUGAUCACAAUGAACGGUGAGCAAAAAUCCCAGAACCACACGGGGGGACCUAGUGAAUGACCUGCAGAGAGCUGGGACCAAAGUAACAAAGCCUACCAUCAGUAACACACUACGCCGCCAGGAUCAUCCUCAGGCAAGACGUGUCCCUGCUUACUCAGCCGUCUGAAGUUUGCAGUGCAUUGUGAUCCAGACGGUGAAUGUCUAUGGUCAGAAAACCAAAUAUAACUUUUGGUAAAACCACUCGUCGUGUUGGAGACAAAGAAGCUGAGUUGCAUCCAAAAAAACAUACCUACUGUAAGCAUGGGGGUCAUCAUGGGGCUGUUUUCUGCGGACCAGACGAUGACUGAAAGGAGAAUGAUGGGCAUGCUGAGAUUUUGGUGAAAACCUCCUUCCAUCAGCAAGGGCAUUGAAGAUGAAACGUGGCUGGGUCAUUCAGCAUGACAAUGAUCCCAAACACACCGCCCGGGCAACGAAGGAGUGGCUUCGUAAGAAGCAUUUCAAGGUCCUGGAGUGGCCUGCCAGUCCUCCAGAUCUCAACCCCAUAGAAAAUCUUUGGAGGGAGUUGAAAGUCUGUGUUGCCCAGCGACAGCCCCAAAACAUCACUGCUCUAGAGAAUCUGCAUGGAGGAAUGGGCCAAAUACCAGCAACAGUCUGUGAAAACCUUGUGAAGACUUACAGAAAACGUUUGACCUGUGUCAUUGCCAACAAAGGGUAUAUAACAAAGUAUUGAGAAACUUUUGUUAUUGACCAAAUACUUAUUUUCCACCAUAAUUUGCAAAUAAAUUCAUAAAAAAUCCUACAACGUGAUUUUCUGGAUUUUCUCUCAUUUUGUCUGUCAUAGUUGACGUGUACCUAUGAUGCAAAUUACAGGCCUCUCCAUCUUUUUAAGUGGGAGAACUGCACAAUUGGUGGCUGACUAAAUACUUUUUUCCCCCACUGUAUAUCAUCCUGCCCUCCUUUGAGUAUUACCAGUUUACAGAUCCCGACAUUCGAAACCCCAAUACCUUUCCGCUAUGCAUCUGUUUCCGAGCUGGUCAUGGGUUACCUCAAGUCAAGUCCUAAACAAUAUAUAACCCGAUCGAUAAAAGCAGUAUGUGCAGCCGUUUCAUUGACUGCCAGGUUUUGACUCUUCAAUAACCCAUUGAGACAAAUCCUGGUUUCUCAAUGCGCCCGCUGGUUCCCAACUUCUCAGAUAAUUCAAUGUGUCAUCGAGGGCCUGUUGUCUGGACUCUGCAGUCUCUUGGGGUGCACAAGGUUCAACUGGGCGAUCUAUUCUCUGGUAUUCAAAUGUGUGUUGCGCUGGUGACUCUCAGAUUCACCUCUAUGCAGACGACACCAUUUUGUAUACAACUGGCCCUUCAUUGGACACUGUAUUAACAAACCUCCAAACGAGCUUCAAUGCCAUACAACACUCCUUCCGUGGCCUCCAACUGCUCUUAAACGCUAAUAAAACUAAAUGCAUGCUCUUCAAUCAAAUGCUGCUUGCACCUGCCUGCCCGACUAGAAUCACUACUCUCGGCGGGUCUGACUUAGAAUAUGUGGACAACUACAAAUACCUAGGUGUCUGGUUAGACCGUAAACUCUCCUUCCAGACUCACAUUAAGCAUCUCCAAUCCAAAGUUAAAUCUAGAAUCGGCUUCCUAUUUUGCAACAAAGCCUCCUUCACUCAUGCUGCUAAACAUGCCCUCGUAAAACUGACUAUGCUACCGAUCCUUGACUUCGACGAUGUCAUUUACAAAAUAGCUUCCAACACUCUACUCAGCAAAUUGGAUGUAGUCUAUCACAGUGCCAUCUGUUUUGUCACCAAAGCCCCAUAUACUACCCACCAUUGUGACCUGUACGCUCUCGUUGGCUGGCCCUCACUACAUAUUCGUCGCCAAACCCACUGGCUCCAGGUCAUCUAUAAAUCACUUCUAGGCAAAUCCCCGCCUUAUCUUAGCUCAUUGGUCACCAUAGCAACACCCACCCGUAGUAUGCGUUCCAGCAGGUAUAUUUCACUGGUCAUCCCCAAAGCCAACACCUCCUUUGGUCGCCAUUCCUUCCAGUUCUCUGCUGCAAAUGACUGGAACGAACUGCAAAAAUCUCUGAAGCUGAAGACACUUAUCUCCCUCACUAUCUUUAAGCAUCAGUUGUCAGAGCAGCUUACCGAUCACUGUACCUGUACACAGCCCAUCUGUAAUUAGCCCACCCAACUACCUCAUCCCCAUAUUGUUAUUUAUUUUGCUAAUUUGCACCCCAGUAUCUCUAUUUGCACAUCAUCUUCUGCACAUCUAUCACUCCAGUGUUAAUACUAAAUUAUAAUUAUUUUGCACUAUGGCCUAUUUAUUGCCUUACCUCUAUAACUUACUACAUUUGCACACACUGUAUAUAGAUUUUCUAUUGUGUUAUUGACUGUAUGUUUUGUUUAUUCCAUAUGUAACUCUGUUGUUGUUUUUACCGCACUGCUUUGCUUUAUCUUGGCCAGGUCGCAGUUGUAAAUGAGAACUUGUUCUCAACUGGCUUACCUGGUUAAAUAAAGGUUAAAUAAAUUAAAAUAAAAUAAAUAAUCAUGAAAAGUCCUCAGUCAUCUCUCUCUAAUCUGACUGCUGCUGGCUUACUGCUCUCCUCCUCAAAAUUGGGUUUGUUUUCGAAUUCUUUGUGGAUCUGUGUAAUCUGAGGGAAAUACAGUGGGGAAAAAAAGUAUUUAGUCAGCCACCAAUUAUGCAAGUUCUCCCACUUAAAAAGAUCAGAGAGGCCUGUGAUAUUCAUCAUAGGUACACGUCAACUAUGACAGACAAAAUGGGAGAAAAAAAAUCCAGAAAAUCACAUUGUAGGAUUUUUAAUGAAUUUAUUUGCAAAUUAUGGUGGAAAAUAAGUAUUUGGUCAAUAACAAAAGUUUCUCAAUACUUUGUUAUAUACCCUUUGUUGGCAAUGACACAGGUCAAACGUUUUCUGUAAGUCUUCACAAGGUUUUCACACACUGUUGCUGGUAUUUUGGCCCAUUCCUCCACGCAGAUCUCCUCUAGAGCAGUGAUGUUUUGGGGCUGUCGCUGGGCAACACGGACUUUCAACUCCCUCCAAAGAUUUUCUAUGGGGUUGAGAUCUGGAGACUGGCUAGGCCACUCCAGGACCUUGAAAUGCUUCUUAUGCACUCUAGCAAACUUCAGACGGGCCUGGACAUGUACUGGCUUAAGCAGGGGGACACGUCUUGCACUGCAGGAUUUGAGUCCCUGGCGGCGUAGUGUGUUACUGAUGGUAGGCUUUGUUACUUUGGUCCCAGCUCUCUGCAGGUCAGUCACUAGGUCCCCCCGUGAGGUUCUGGGAUUUUUGCUCACCGUUCUUGUGAUCAUUUUGACCCCACGGGGUGAGAUCUUGCAUGGAGCCCCAGAUCGAGGGAGAUUAUCAGUGGUCUUGUAUGUCUUCCAUUUCCUAAUAAUUGCUCCCACAGUUGAUUUCUUCAAACCAAGCUGCUUACCUAUUGCAGAUUCAGUCUUCCCAGCCAGGUGCAGGUCUACAAUUUUGUUUCUGGUGUCCUUUGACAGCUCUUUGGUCUUGGCCAUAGUGGAGUUUGGAGUGUGACUGUUUGAGGUUGUGGACAGGUGUAUUUUAUACUGAUAACAAGUUCAAACAGGUGCCAUUAAUACAGGUAACGAGUGGAGGACAGAGGAGCCUCUUAAAGAAGAACUUACAGGUCUGUGAGAGCCAGAAAUCUUGCUUGUUUGUAGGUGACCAAAUACUUAUUUUCCACCAUAAUUUGCAAAUAAAUUCAUAAAAAAUCAUACAAUGUGAUUUUCUGGAGAAAAAAAUUCUAAUUUUGUCUGUCAUAGUUGACGUGUACCUAUGAUGAAAAUUACAGGCCUCUCUCAUCUUUUUAAGUGGGAGAACUUGCACAAUUGGUGGCUGACUAAAUACUUUUUUUCCCCACUGUAUUUGGACUCACCUUGUUGUGCUGUGCUCACUUGAACAGGAAGGUGGCGCGGCGAUCCUUCUUGUGGGCUCUAGAAAGAGGCAUUGAUAUACACAGAGAAUAGAGUCGGCCCGAGAAUUGAACCCUGUGGCACCCCCAUAGAGACUGCCAGAGGUCCAGACAACAGGCCCUCCGAUUUGACACAUUGAACUCUAUCUGAGAAGUAGUUGGUGAACCAGGCGAGGCAGUCAUUUGAGAAACCAAGGCUAUUUAGUCUGCCAAUAAGAAUGCGGUUAUUGACAGAGUCAAAAGCCUUGGCCAGGUCAAUGAAGACGGCUGCACAGUACUGUCUUUUAUCGAUCGCGGUUAUUAUAUUGUUUAGGACCUUGAGCGUGGCUGAGGUACACCCAUGACCAGCUCGGAAACCAGAUUGCAUAGCGGAGAAGGUAUGGUGGGAUUCGAAAUGGUCGGUGAUCUGUUUAUUAACUUGGCUUUCAAAUACUUUCAAAAGGCAGGGCAGGAUGGAUAUACAGUGGGGGAAAAAAGUAUUUAGUCAGCCACCAAUUGUGCAAGUUCUCCCACUUAAAAAGAUGAGAGAGGCCUGUAAUUUGCAUCAUAGGUACACGUCAACUAUGACAGACAAAAUGAGAGAAAAAAAUCCAGAAAAUCACGUUGUAGGAUUUUUUAUGAAUUUAUUUGCAAAUUAUGGUGGAAAAUAAGUAUUUGGUCAAUAACAAAAGUUUCUCAAUACUUUGUUAUAUACCCUUUGUUGGCAAUGACACAGGUCAAACGUUUUCUGUAAGUCUUCACAAGGUUUUCACACACUGUUGCUGGUAUUUUGGCCCAUUCCUCCACGCAGAUCUCCUCUAGAGCAGUGAUGUUUUGGGGCUGUCGCUGGGCAACACAGACUUUCAACUCCCUCCAAAGAUUUUCUAUGGGGUUGAGAUCUGGAGACUGGCUAGGCCACUCCAGGACCUUGAAAUGCUUCUUAUGCACUCUAGCAAACUUCAGACGGGCCUGGACAUGUACUGGCUUAAGCAGGGGGACACGUCUUGCACUGCAGGAUUUGAGUCCCUGGCGGCGUAGUGUGUUACUGAUGGUAGGCUUUGUUACUUUGGUCCCAGCUCUCUGCAGGUCAGUCACUAGGUCCCCCCGUGAGGUUCUGGGAUUUUUGCUCACCGUUCUUGUGAUCAUUUUGACCCCACGGGGUGAGAUCUUGCAUGGAGCCCCAGAUCGAGGGAGAUUAUCAGUGGUCUUGUAUGUCUUCCAUUUCCUAAUAAUUGCUCCCACAGUUGAUUUCUUCAAACCAAGCUGCUUACCUAUUGCAGAUUCAGUCUUCCCAGCCUGGUGCAGGUCUACAAUUUUGUUUCUGGUGUCCUUUGACAGCUCUUUGGUCUUGGCCAUAGUGGAGUUUGGAGUGUGACUGUUUGAGGUUGUGGACAGGUGUCUUUUAUACUGAUAACAAGUUCAAACAGGUGCCAUUAAUACAGGUAACAAGUGGAGGACAGAGGAGCCUCUUAAAGAAGAAGUUACAGGUCUGUGAGUGCCAGAAAUCUUGCUUGUUUGUAGGUGACCAAAUACUUAUUUUCCACCAUAAUUUGCAAAUAAAUUCAUAAAAAAUCCUACAAUGUGAUUUUCUGGAAUUUUUUUCUCAAUUUGUCUGUCAUAGUUGACGUGUACCUAUGAUGAAAAUUACAGGCCUCUCUCAUCUUUUUAAGUGGGAGAACUUGCACAAUUGGUGGCUGACUAAAUACUUUUUUCCCCCACUGUAGGUCUGUAACAGUUUGGAUCUAGAGUGUCACCCCCUUUGAAGAGGGGGAUGACAGCGGCAGCUUUCCAAUCUCUGGGGAUCUCAGACGAUACGAAAGAGAGGUUGAACAGGCUGGUAAUAGGGGUUGCGACAAUUUCGGCGGCUAAUUUUAGAAAGAAAGGGUCCAGAUUGUCUAGCCCAGCUGAUUUGUAGGGGUCCAGAUUUUGCAGCUCUUUCAGAAUAUCAGCUAUCUGAAUUUGGGUGAAGGAGAAGCGGGGUGGGCAUGGGCAAGUUGCAGCGGAGGGUGCAGAGCUGGUGGCCGGGGUAGGGGUAGCCAGGUGGAAUGCAUGGCCAGCCAUAGCAAAAUGCUAGUUGAAAUUUUCGAUUAUCGUAGAUUUAUCGGUAGUGACAGUGUUUCCUAGCCUCAGCGCAGUGGGCAGCUGGGAGGAGGUGCUCUUAUUCUCCAUGGACUUUACAGUGUCCCAAAACUUUUUGGAGUUAGUGCUACAGGAUGCAAAUUUCUGUUUGAAACAGUUAGCCUUUGCUUUCCUAACUGAUUGUGUAUAUUGGUUCCUGACUUCCCUGAAAAGUUGCAUAUCGCGGGGGCUGUUCGAUGCUAAUGCAGUACGCCACAGGAUGUUUUUGUGCUGGUCAAGGGCAGUCAAGUCUGGGGUGAACCAGGGGCUAUAUCUGUUCUCAGUUCUGAAUUUUUUGAAUGGGGCAUUCUUAUUUAAGAUGGAGAGGAAAGCACUUUUAAAGAACAACCAGGCAUCCUCUACUGACGGAAUGAGGUCCAUUCAGGAUACCCAGGCCAGGUCAAUUAGAAAGGCCUGCUCGCUGAAGUGUUUUAGGGAGCAUUUGACAGUGAUGAGGGGUGGUCGUUUGACCGCGGACCCAUUACGGACGCAGGCAAUGAGGCAGUGAUCGCUGAGAUCCUGGUUGAAGACAGCGGAGGUGUAUUUAGAGGGUAAAUUAGUCAGGAUGAUAUCUAUGAGGGUGCCCAUGUUUACGGAUUUAGGGUUGUAUCUGGUAGGUUCCUUGAUAAUUUGUGUGAGAUUGAGGACAUCGAGUUUAGAUUGUAGCUCCUCGUUUCCUCUGCUCUUCUCAUUAAGCUUUGAUCACAGGAGGAAACACUACAGAACACACCAGCCACUCACUACAUUAUAGGGGAAACACCUAUUGCUGUUGCACCCAGCCUAAAAGAUCUUAGCUUCUAUUGGUUUCAAAUGACCAUUUUUGGUACUAGAGGGACUGGAUAUUGUUGCACCCAGCCAGACUGCAGCCGCUGAUGGCACAUUCCGAUCAGAACCCUACAUCCAGUAAACCCUUCAUCCCUGACAAUGACAACCUCUGAUGAGGUCAUGUUGACAGAGAUCGGCCACUUGUAUUGGACAUGAUAAACAAUGCUGGUUUGUUUGCUAAUUUGUUGUUUGUGUGUUGUCAUCUCUGUCUCCAGAAUCUGAGCCCACACCCAGUGUCAUUCUGGACCUUCAACCAGGAGCAGACCACUUUGGCCCAGGGGACUUUGAACUGUCUCUGACUGAGGUAUCUAUGGGCUCUCUCAUUAUAUCCCUUCUUUUAUAGAGUCCACAACUAUAUGAACUGAUCAUUCUCUGAUCCAUAAACAGUCUGGGCAAAUCUGAGUGGCACCCUAUUCCAUAUAUAGUGCAGUGUAGAUUGUUGAACACUACAUAUAAAAUAGGGUGCUAUUUUGUACACACCCAUGAAGAAGCUUUAUACUCCAUAAUCAUAAAUACAUAAACUGUAAUAAGAGUCACUCUAACCUGCCAACCAAGGUUGUUGAGUUAUAAACACGUUGGCAGUGUUGAUAUGGAGUUAUGGGACUCAGGUAACAGGAUUACAGUAUUAUAUAGUGGUGUUCUCAGGCUGACCUGACAGCUCACUCCUGUCUCUCUCCCUCCCCCACUCAGAGUGCUCGACAGCUGGCUUUUCUCCACACAGAGCUGCGUCUGAACCAGCAGAAGACCAAAAACAGGCGGAGGUAGAAGGAAGUGGGGAGGAGAACUCAUCAGAGCCAUAUAGAGAUACAUGUAUGAUCUACAGCAGGGGUGUCAAACACACGGCCCCCCAAAUUAUGUUUUUGUUUUUACUCAAACGACCCACGGGCCAGAUCCAGCCAGCGAAGGGGUCCAAUCCGGCCCACGGGUGGUUUGGGUAAAAGCAAAAACAAUUUUUUGGGGAGGUACGAACUAAAAAUAUAAAAGCAACAUGCAACAAUUUCAAAGAUUUGACUGAGUUACAGUUCAUAGAAGGAAAUUAGUCAAUUGAAAUAAAUGAAUUAGGCCCUAAUCUAUGGAUUUCACAUGACUGGGAAUACAGAUAUGCAUCUGUUGGUCACAGAUACCUUUAAAAAAAACUAGGGUCGUGUAUCAGAAAACCAGUCAGUAUCUGGUGUGACCACCAUUUGUCUCAUGCAGCGUGACACAUCUCCUUCAUAUAGAGUUGAUUAGGCUGUUGAUUGUGGCCUGUGGAAUGUUGUCCCACUCCUUUUCAAUUGCUGUGCAAAGUUACUGGAUAUUGACGGGUACUGGAACAUGCUGUCGUAUGCGUCGAUCCAGAGCAUCCCAAACAUGCUCAAUGGGUGACAUGUCUGGUGAGUAUGCAGGCCAUGGAAGAACUGCGACAUUUUCAGCUUCCAGGAAUUGUGUACAGAUCCUUGCGACAUGGGGCCGUGCAUUAUCAUGCUGAAACGAGGUGAUGACGGUGGACGAAUGGCACAAUGGGCCUCAGGAUCUCGUCACAAUAUCUCUGUGCAUUCAAAUUGCCAUCGAUAAAAUACAAUUGUGUUCGUUGUCCAUAGCUUAUGCCUGCCCAUACCAUAACCCCACCAUGGGGCACUAUGUUCACAACGUUGACAUCAGCAAACCACUCGCCCACACAAUGCCAUACACGCUGUCUGUCAUCUGCCCAGUACAGUUGAAACCGGGAUUCAUCCAUGAAGAGCACACUUCUCCAGCGUGCCAGUGGCCUUCGAAGGUGAGCAUUUGCCCACUGAAGUCGGUUACGUCACCGAACUGCAGUCAGGUCAAGACCCUGGUGAGGACGACGAGCAUGCAGAUGAGCUUCCCUGAGACGGUUUCUGAAAGUUUGUGCAAAAAUUAUUUGGUUGUGCAAACCCACAGUUUCAUCAGCUGUCCGGGUGGCUGGUCUCAGACUAUCCCGCAGAUUAAUAAUAAUAAUAAUAUGCCAUUUAGCAGACGCUUUUAUCCAAAGCGACUUACAGUCAUGUGCGCAUAAAUUUUUACGUAUGGGUGGUCCCGGGGAUCGAACCCACUACCUUGGCGUUACAAGCGCCAUGCUCUACCAAUUGAGCUACAGAGGACCAGAUGUUGAGGUCCUGGGCUGGCGUGGUUACACGUGGUCUGCGGUUUUGAGGCCAGUUUGAACGUACUGCCAAAUUGGAGGCGGCUUAUGGUAGAGAAAUUAACAUUCAAUUCUUUGGCAACAGCUCUGGUGGACAUUCCUGCAGUCAGCAUGCCAAUUGCACGCACCCUCAAAACUUGAGACAUUUGUGGCAUUGUGUUGUGUGACAAAACUGCACAAUUUAGAGUGCCCGUUUAUUUUCCCCAGCACAAGGUGCACCUGUGUAAUGAUCAUUCUGUUUAAUCAGCUUCUUGAUAUGCCACACCUGUCAGGUGGAUGGAUUAUCUUGGCAAAGGAGAAAGGUUGACUAACAGGGAUUUACACAAAUUUGUGCACAACAUUUUAGAGAAAAGCUUUUUGUGCGUAUGGAAAAUGUCUGGGAUCUUUUAUUUCAGCUCAUGAAACUUGGGACCAACACUUUACAUGUUGGGUUUAUAUUUUUGUUCAGUAUACUUUAAAAUGACUAAAACCAAAUCGAAACUGUGUAGAAAUGAUAAUGGCCCUACAUUUAUACAGUUUCUUGACUCUGUCCAGCUCACUAAUAAUCACCUAAAUUAAAAUUCCAAAAGCAAUGGAUACAGGACUAGUUUUGCUUAUUUUGACGUUGAGGAAAUAACAUUUUCAGUCCAGCCCCCCGGACCUCAGAGAAGACUGAAUGCAGCCCCCAGGGAAAAGUGAGUUUGACACCCCUGAUCUACAGUGACAGUCAUGAAAUUAGAAGGGUGAAAACUGCAAAUAAGUUGUUUCAUCUGCAUAUUUGUGGUGAGAAGAGAAUGACGUUUGGAACAUUAAUGCUGUUUUUAAUGACAACAAAUAACAACCAUUUUGAACAAACAGUCAACUUAUUUGAACAUACACUGACUCAAUCACAGCCAGUCUCAUCAUAACACAUUUGAUUGUCGAGGACAUGGUGAUUUCUCCUCCCACUCUGAGGCUGCAGUACUCAGCACUUAUACAGAAUGUCCAAGACUCCCAGGUAGCAGGCCUUCUCUGAGACAAAACACUGGGAGGCGUGGCCAGGGUUGAACCGCACGUGGGUGGAGUACUCAAGUAGCAGCCCCUCCCCUCGCGCCGUGGAAAUUGAAGAUUUAAUCACCGGCAUCCCAUAGUUUUCCUGCUUGGUGCUCAUAUGAAGUGUUAGCUUCUCCGGCAGCUCUGUUAUGGCUGAGAGGUUUAUAACAGAGUCCGCUCCAAAGUUGAGCACCACGAGGAAGGCCUUGUCCAGGCCGUCUAUCUCCCUCAGAAAGGCAAAGACGUCCGCGUCGCUCCAGACGUAACACAUCCACCCCCGAUGGAGAGGCAGCUGGGCCUGUCGCAGGAGACUCAGGGCACGGUACUGAGACAGAACUGACCCGCUGUCUUUCUGCUGAGCCUUGGGAGGGCAUGGAGAAUAGAGAAUUGAUAGUAUCAAUCCGAUGACAGUGAACAACUAUACACACAACCUCAUAAUACUGUUCUUUUCAGUCCCACCAGGUUUUCGUGGGAGUUUUUGUGAUACUGUAUGUGGACAAAGCUGCUUGAUUUUGCUGCAGCAAUUCUGACAUUUUGCAUGGUGAUAUGCAAUGAUUUUGUCCAAUUUGUCACAAAUGUGCUGACGAGGGAAAAAGUUUGUUGACGUGUGGCUUGAUUGAACCAAAUGAUGCGGUAAAUGUGCGAUGAUUGGUUGAAAUUGCAAGGCCUCUUUUUGUACUGCGGUGAUGGGUCAGUUGUAUGCAAUAAUAUUGCGACGAUUUGCCUGUUUAACGCAGAAAUGGUGCGGUGAUUGAUCAAAUUAGCAAGCCCUUUCAUAAUAGGGGAGGCAGGUAGCCUAGCGAUUAAGAGCGUUGGGCCAAUAACCGAAAGGUUGCUGGUUCGAAGCCCCGAGCCAAUUAGGUGAAAAAUCUGUCUGUGCCCUUGAGUAAGGCACUUAACUAACUGCUCCGGUAAGUCGCUCUGGAUAAGUCUACUAAAUCAAGGUUUCCCAAAGUCGGUCCCCCCCCCCCCCCCCCCCCGGGUGCACGUUUUUGUUUUAACCCUAGCAAAGUCGGUCCUGCCCCCCCCCCCCCCCGGAUGCACGUUUUUGUUUUAACCCUAGCAUUACACAGCUGAUUCAAAUAAUCAAAGCUUGAUGAUGAGUUGGUUUUUUGAAUCGGCUGUGUAGUGCUAAGGCAAAAGCCAAAACGUGCACCCAGGUGAGGCCCCAGGACCGACUUUGGGAAACCCUGUCUAAAUGACUAAAAUAUAAAAUGUUAAUAAUAUGCAGGGAAUUGUUGAUUUUGCACAAAAAGAUUGCGAACACGGAAUCCUGGAGAGACUGUUGUUUCAAUGUUACACUGCGCUCAUUACUGUUUCACUGAGGACUGUAACACAGAUCUCCUCACUAAGAGAGCAGUGUACUCUACCUCCACAUUGACUGUUGUGUGGUGUGGGUGCAUAGGCAGCCAGGUAUGAUUGGCAUCACUGAAGCCAGCAUUCGGCCCAUCACUCCACUGCAUGGGGGACCUCUGAGGGUCACGACUGGCAUUCUACAGGAGGGAACAGGAACAAUUGUCAGCAUUAGAGAGUCCUGGAUGUUGACUGUUGUACAAGCAGGCCCAGAACAGGUAGAAGUUGAGAGCUGAGCCUAAUGUAGACCAAGGGCUUGUUCAAUAAAAUGCAACGUUACAGAAUGUUCAGAUAUAAAUAUAUUGUGUAGAAAGAGCUACAAUGGUCUGUCAUGUAGAAUAUGCAAUCAUGUCCGCCAUGAAAUUUCUAUCAACAUUCAAAACAUUUUACUUCAAAACAUUUUACUUCAGUGAAUGCAUCCCAGGUUCGGUACACUUACAGGGUUAAACUUUCCAAAGGGGUCCUGGAUCUCGUCGAUGGUCACAUUGAUGUUCACCAUGCCUAUCUCCUCUCCGUAGUAAGUGGUGGGUGUGCCGGGCAGGGUGAGCAGUAGCAUGUUGAUCACUUUAAUGUAGUCCUGGCCAACACUGGAGGAGAUACGAGGCUUAUCGUGGUUCCCAACCUAAAGACAAGAGAAUGGAACAGGGCUCUAUCAAGACCACUAUUCAUCCAGGGGAAAUGCUGUUUUUCAUGUGAAAUUCUUAUCAAUACAGCUUUAUAUCUGCUAUCUCAUAAUGUUACACUGCAUUUUUACAUGUCUGAUGUUGACAAGUUCUGUUUUUCUAACCACUCACUUACCACCCAGUUUGGCCAUUUCCCCACUGGCAUGUUGGCCAUCCACAGAUUGACCAGGCCUUGAGCCCCAGUUCCAGUCAGAUUAGUUGGCAGGUCCAUCAGAUAGAAGUUGAAAGGGAAGUCGCUCUCUUUGACGUAGGGUGUCCCAUAGUACAUCAUGGUCUUCUCAGUCUCCUCAUAGUCAUAGGACUCAGCUACCAUGAACCUGUUGGAAGUUAGGACAACACAAAUUGAAAUAUACCACUUACUUGAAGGUGAGUCAGAAUAUGACAAUUGGUAGCACUUUAUAUUAAGUUUCCAUUAUACCUGGGUAGUAUGAUGUACAACAUGUUUAUAACAAUGUUGUUACUGGAGUAAUAAGUGUUAUUACACAUGUAUAAAGCAACUUCAUGUAAAGUGUUACUGACAAAUCAUUGAGGGGGGAAAAGGACAGUGGGAUACCUGUAUCGGCCUGGCUCUCUACUGUAGACAUCCAUUUCUCCCCUCCAGUCCUGCAGGAUAUCAUGCAGCCCUAACUGGGUGGUGGUGUAGUCAUGGUGGAGCUCAAACUCUGUGUCAAUCGUAUCCUGAAAGUGGGGAGAGAGCAGAGGAAAGAGGAAAAAACCAGGACCAGAGGGGGGGGGGGGUGAGAGGGGAGGAAAGAGGAAAACCAGGGCCAGAGGGGGGGGGAGAGGAAAACCAGGGCCAGAGGGGGGGGGAGAGGAAAACCAGGGCCAGAGGGGGGGAAAGAGGAAAAUCAGGGCCAGAGGGGAGGAAACCAGGGGGGGGGGGGGGGGAUGGUAUCAGUGUAGGUUACUUCCUCGACUCUCCUUCUCUAGUUACUGUGCUGCCACAGAUGGAACCGCCGAGGCUUGGUGUAUUUGUGCCAGAUUAGGAAAAUAACGGUGACUCACAAAUCCAGAGAAAUAUGCUCCUAGUAAUCCCUUCCCUGUGAGAAUGUAGACCGGCCUCUCGUUCUCUCAAGGGGAAAGUUAAUUCCCCUAUGCUGAACAAUCUGGCAGCCCAUUAGAGUAUGCCCAUGCUAUUAAUCUGUGAUAAAGUAAUGUUGUUGUUAGGUGUUACUUUACAUUAAAACACUAAUUUUGUCAGGCCUUUGAGUGCCUUCCUUAGGCAUUUUCUCAGUAUCUAAUUCACAAAAGUAAUCAGGGGGAAAUCUGGUACAGUCUUCCCCAGGAUCAGAGAGGUGUAUGGGCUGAAAUGAGGAGAGGCUCACAGGAUCUUGUUGUGGGUCCACCUGGGGCUCAUCCCUCAGGUGCUUGGCCUCUAGAAUGUGCUUCACAGCGUCCAUACGGAACCCGUCCACUCCCUUCUCCAGCCAGAAACGAACAAUCUCCUGAAGAGAGAGUUGAAAGGAAGCAGUUACACAGGGCCUAUGGCUUUUAAAAUCACAUAGAAAUGGUCACAUAGAAAAUCUGCAGGGUGAAGAGAGUAGGGCUCUCUAUAUAAAUUAUAUACUGAACAAAAAUAUAAACGCAACAUGUAAAGUGUUGGUCCCAUGUUUCAUGUAAAACAUCCCAGAAAUGUUUAAUAUGCACAAAAAGCUUAUUUCGCUAAAAGGUUGUGCAAAAAUGUCAUUACAUCCCUGUUAGUGAGCAUUUCUCCUUUGCCAAAAUAAUGCAUCCACCUGACAGGUGUGGCAUAUCAAGAAGCUGAUUAAACAGAAUUAUCAUUACAUAGGUGCACCUUGUGCUGGGGACAAUAAAAGGCCACUCUAAAAUGUGCAGUUUUGUCACACAACACAAUGCCAUAGAUGUCUCAAGUUUUGAGGGUGGGUGCAAUUGGCAUGCUGACUGCAGGAAUGUCCACCAGAGCUGUUGCCAAAUAAUGUAAUGUUAAUUUCUCUACCAUAAGCCGCCUCCAACAUCGUUUUAGAGAAUUUGGCAGUACGUCCAACCGGCCUCACAACCGCAGACCACGUGUAACCACGCCAGCCCAGGACCUCAACAUCUGGCUUCUUCACCUGCGUGAUCAUCUGAGACCAGCCACCCAGACAGCUGAUGAAACUGUGGGUUUGCACAACCAAAGAAUUUCUGCACAAACUGUCAGAAACGGUCUCAGGGAAGCUCAUCUGCAUGCUCAUCGUCCUCACCAGGGUCUUGACCUGACUGCAGUUCGGCGUCGUAACCGACUUCAGUGGGCAAAUGCUCACCGGCACACUGGAGAAGUGUGCUCUUCACGUAUUAAUUCCGGUUUCAACUGUACCAUGCAGAUGGCAGACAGCGUGUAUGGCGUUUAUUUCAAUUGACUCAUUUCCUUAUAGGAACUGUAACUCAGUCAAAUCUGUUGCAAAAAUUGUUGCAUGUUGCGUUUAUCAUUUUGUUCGGUGUACAUAUGUUAGUUAUUUCAACAUGAAUGUAUUGAUUGUAACUCAAGUCAUGUCCAGUAUAAUGUCUGCUUGUUCUCAUAAAGGACCACAGAUGUCAUUUUACACACCUAGUCACUCAUCAAUAGAUAAAACACACAGACACACAUCCACUGGUUACACAUGGUCCCUGUCCCUCUCCUGCACUUUGGGCUCUCUGACUGUGUCCAGUUGUAAAAACCAUAGUAACUACUCAGAGAUAAUGAGUAACCUGGCCACUAAAUCAGAGGAGAAAACAUCAAUCAAUAACCACGGCAACUGUAGCAACACAUUGGUGAAGGCUGCCGAGACCCCACUGUUGUUUACUUGCACAGGUGACCAUAGGAGAAGGCCUGGAUUAUUUUUGAAGAGUUUGAGAGGUGUUCUAUAUACUCUCUCUCUGUGGGCAGAGAGCCCAGGUAAGCCGUACUAUGCCAGCUAACUGAGUAUAAAGGCUUCUCUGUGACAUGAGUGGGGCACCAGACUCUCUCUUAACCCCCACCUAGGUGGACUCACGUGAGAACAGACUGGAGGAGCUGAAUGGGGCGGAAACAACUCCUCUCUCUCUCCCUCAUUCACACAGUACAGUGCACAGCAAUCAUCACCUAGAGCAGGGCUACUCUCACUCUCAUUCAUCACUCAGCCCUCCCCUCUCACUCUUUACCAUUCCUGGGAAACUGGGUCUUAUUGCUGGGAAAUAAAUUAUGUACAGUUGAAGUCGGAAGUUUACAUACACUUAGGUUGGAGUCAUUAAAACUCAUUUUUCAACCACUUCACAAGUUUCUUGUUAACAAACUAUAGUUUGGCAAGUCGGUUAGGACAUCUACUUUGUGCAUGACACAAGUAAUUUUUCCAACAAUUGUUUACAGACAGAUUAUUUCAUUUAUAAUUCAUUGUAUCACAAUUCCAGUGGGUCAGAAGUUUACAUACACUAAGUUGACUGUCCCUUUAAACAGCUUGGAAAAUUCCAGAAAAUUAUGUCAUGGCUUUAGAAGCUUCGGAUAGGCUAAAUGACAUAAUUUGAGUCAAUUGGAGGUGUACCUGUGGAUGUAUUUCAAGGCUUACCUUCAAACUCAGUGCCUCUUUGCUUGACAUCAUGGGAAAAUCAAAAGAAAUCAGCCAAGACCUCAGAAAAACAAUUGUAGACCUCCACAAGUCUGGUUCAUCCUUGGGAGCAAUUUCCAAACGCCUGAAGGUACCACAUUCAUCUGUACAAACAAUAGUACGCAAGUAUAAACACCAUGGGACCACGCAGCCGUCAUACCGCUCAGGAAGGAGACACGUUCUGUCUCCUAGAGAUGAACGUACUUUGGUGCGAAAAGUGCAGAUCAAUCCCAGAACAACAGCAAAGGACCUUGUGAAGAUGCUGGAGGAAACAGGUACAAAAGUAUCUAUAUCCACAGUAAAACGAGUCCUAUAUCGACAUAACUUGAAAGGCCGCUCAGCAAGGAAGAAGCCACUGCUCCAAAACCGCCAUAAAAAAGCCAGACUACGGUUUGCAACUGCACAUGGGGACAAAGGUCGUACUUUUUGGAGAAAUAUCCUCUGGUCUGAUGAAACAAAAAUAGAACUGUUUGGCCAUAAUGACCAUUGAUAUGUUUGGAGGAAAAGGGGAGUAGCUUGCAAGCCGAAGAACACCAUCCCAACCGUGAAGCACGGGGGUGGCAGCAUCAUGCUGUGGGGGUGCUUUGCUGCAGGAGGGACUGGUGCACUUCACAAAAUAGAUGGCAUCAUGAGGAAGGAAAAUUAUGUGGAUAUAUUGAAGCAACAUCUCAAGACAUCAGUCAGGAAGUUAAAGCUUGGUCGCAAAUGGGUCUUCCAAAUGGACAAUGAACCCAAACAUACUUCCAAAGUUUAGUUAAGGACAACAAAGUCAACGUAUUGGAGUGCCCAUUACAAAGCCCUGACCUCAAUCCUAUAGAAAAUGUGUGGGCAGAACUGAAAAAGUGUGGGCGAGCAAGGAGGCCUACAAACCUGACUCAGUUACACCAGCUCUGUCAGGAGGAAUGGGCCAAAAUUCACCCAACUUACUGUGGGAAGCUUGUGGGAGGCUAACCGAAACAUUUGACCCAAGAUAAACAAUUUAAAGGCAAUGCUACCAAAUACUAAUUGAGUGUAUGUAAACUUCUGACCCACUGGGAAUGUGAUGAAAGAAAUAAAAGCUGAAAGAAAUCUCUCUAAUAUUAUAGUGACAUUUCACAUUCUUAAAAUAAAGUGGCGAUCCUGACUGACCUAAGACAGAACAUUUUUUAUGUAUUUGGCUAAGGUGUAUGUAAACUUCCGACUUAAACUGUAUAUAGCAUGACAAAUGUAUAAUUAUUUGAUUAAAGAAAAUCUCCGAUACUUUUCUAUACUUUUGAGCCAGUCGUUCUGAAAGUGGCGCUCACAAGCAGAAAGUGGUCCCCGAAAAUGGGUACUACGUCACAUACUGUAUGUGCAGAUCAGUGCACCACGUCACUGCUCUCACUCUGCUGUGUGUGCAUCUUGCUAGCUGUCACUGAAAUGGUGAAGGGUUGAAGCUCAUUGUCCAGAAUUCAAAUUGCUCGGGUUCUAGGGCUGGCCCACGUGGGGGAAAAUGUGGGGAAAAUAGCGUAGCACAGCUUCCAGAAAACGAGUCACUUACAAACUAGGGAUUUCGUGGCUAAUUGAGGUAACACGGUAAUUCUGCUCAUUGAUUAUGCAUGUAUGAACUACACAUUGACACAUCCAGCCCAAAGCGGGAGGUUUCAAAAAUACUUACUAGUCGCCAAAGUUCUGGAGCAUGUCUUUAAUCGGCCACAAAUUGUGUGUAUGUGCAUGAGCAAUAUCUUACAGUCAUCUCUCUUCGGACAUGUGGGUUGCGGAAGUUGAGGUCGGGCUGCUCCUUGAGGAACUGGUGGUAGUAACACUGCUGCCUCUCCUCAACAUAUGUCCAGGAGGAGUUCCCAAACACACUCACCUGGGGAGAAGACCCACACACACACACAGGGGAGUACAGUUAUUUGGUUAAUUCUCUGGACUGGUCAUCCCUCUACAAAAUAUAACUUAAAUUAUGAUAACAACCAAUGACAGAGUGAAAAUUAUCCUCACCCAGUUGUUGGGGGCGUGGGUAGUAUUGCAGUUGGUCCAGAUGUAGUAGUCUUUGUACUGCGGAUGUCCACUACUGCUGAGGUUGAACCACUUGUGCGUGUCACUGGUAUGGUUAGGGAUAAAAUCCAUGAUCAACUUCAACCCUGAGGGCAGAAAGGUCAAAGGUGACACUUAGGAGAGUGGUGGAAAAGCAGUGAGGAAUUGUACUACUAUGGUUGUUAAAAUAUACAUAUAUUGUGAAAAUUGCUCACCUUUGUCAUGCAUGGCAGCGAGGAGGUCAUCAAAGUCUUGCAUGGAGCCAAAGAGUGGAUCGAUGUCUCUAAAGUCUUCCACAUCAUAGCCAAAGUCCUUCAUGGGGGACUUGUAGAACGGACUGAUCCAGAUGGCCUUGAUGUUCAGGUACUGAAAGUGAUCCAAUUUAUCCACGAUGCCUGAACAUACGGUGCAAUAACGUUAAACCACAGUGGCAAAACUAAGUGACCGUGCAUGAACCUUAGAACUCUGACCAUUGCUUUCUGAUUUUUGACACUACGGAGGAUGAUUCUAAAUAAUGUUAGUGUAUGAAAUAAAUAUAUAUACACUACCGUUCAAAAGUUUGGGGUCACUUAGACAUUUCCUUGUUUUUGAAAGAAAAGCAAUUUUUUUGUCCAUUAAAAUAACAUCAAAUUGAUCAGAAAAAGCUUUAAUGGAAUAUCUACAUAGGCGUACAGAUGCCCAUUAUCAGCAACCAUCAGUCCUGUGUUCCAAUGGCACGUUGUGUUUGCUAAUCCAAGUUUAUCAUUUUAAAAGGCUAAUUGAUCAUUAGAAAACCCUUUUGCAAUGAUGUUAGCACAGCUGAAAACUGUCGUGCUGAUUAAGUAUCUGGAGCGUCAGCAAUUGUGGGUUCGAUUACAGGCUCAAAAUGGCCAGAAACAAAUAACUUUCUUCUGAAACUCAUCAGUCUAUUCUUGUUCUGAGAAAUGAAGGCUAUUCCAUGCGAGAAAUUGCCAAGAAACUGAAGAUCUCGUACAACGCUGUGUACUACUCCCUUCACAGAACAUGAAAUAGUACCCGCAAAACACCAGUCUCAACGUCAACAGUGAAGAGGCAACUCCGGGAUGCUGACCUUCUAGGCAGAGUUGCAAAGAAAAAUACAUAUCUCAGACUGGCCAAUAAAAAGAAAAGAUUAGAAGUCGCCUCUUCACUGUUGACGUUGAGACUGGUGUUUUGUGGGUGCUAUUUAAUGAAGCUGCCAGUUGAGGACCUGUGAGGUGCCUGUUUCUCAAACUAGACACUAAUGUAUUUGUCCUCUUGCUCAGUUGUGCACCGGGGCCUCCCACUCCUCUUUCUAUUCUGGUUAGAGUCGGUUUGCGCUGUUCUGUGAAGGGAGUAGUAUACAGCAUUGUACGAGAUCUUCAGUUUCUUGGCAAUUUCUUGCAUGGCCAUUUUGACCCUGUAAUCGAACCCACAAUUGCUGAUGCUCCAGAUACUCAACUAGUCUCAAGGCCCGUUUUAUUGCUUCUUUAAUCAGCACAGCAGUUUUCAGCUGUGCUAACAUCAUUGCAAAAGGGUUUUCUAAUGAUCAAUUAGCCUUUUAAAAUGAUAAACUUGGAUUAACAAACACAAUGUGCCAUUGGAACACAGGACUGAUGGUUGCUGAUAAUGGGCCUCUGUACGCCUAUGUAGAUAUUCCAUUAAAGCUGUUUCUAGCUACAAUAGCCAUUUACAACAUUAACAAUGUCUACACUGUAUUUCUGAUCAAUUUGAUGUUAUUUUAAUGGACAAAAAAAAUGCUUUUCUUUCGAAAACAAGGACAUUUGUAAGUGACCCCAGACUUUUGAACGGUAGUGUAUAUUUAUCUGAUUGUCAACCAUCUUAUUAUCUAUAUCGUUAUCUAUUAUCAAGUUAUUGUGCAAUAGUCAAGGUUGGGCUUGAACCAUUAACUCUCCGGCUAAAGGGCAAGCCAAUAUCUACUGUACCAUAAAGGUCCAGACCUCUUAGCUGGAGCUGUGGUAGUUCUACUAGAGGAAGGGUACAGUAAGAGUAUUAAGUCUGUAACGGGUUUGUUGCUCAGGAUGUUAUGUCUCCUUGAUUCUGGGAAAUAUGUGGGGAUGUUUGGAGACUGAUGUUUAUGACCAUAAAACGAGUGAUGCGUAAAACAAGUGCAAUUUAAAGCACGAACAACAAUCCUCUGACUUCAAUACCCGGCGGUAAUGACUCCAGGUAAGCGCUCAUCAUGCUCUUAAAUAGACUCAUCAAACAUAAUGGUAUAGCCAUAGUUCUACUAACAUGCGCCAUAAUUCAUUGGAGUUGGAUAGUGCUCACCGUGCUACACCAACGUUUUAUGAAUUAUGACAAUGAAUUAAUACGAACACCAAGUAGGUUAUGAGAAAAUAGGCUACUCUAAAGAAUUUGAAUAUACUACCUUUGAGGUCUCCGAUGCCAUCGCUGUCUGAGUCCUUGAAGGAGCGCGGGUAUAUCUGGUACACAGGAGAGGACUGCCACCAGCUGAGGCAACGGGGCGACAGAACGACCACCGUGAUGGUCAGUGCGACCAGCGCCAAGGUGCUCGCAACGGUCAGCCAGAACAGGAUCUCCCGGGGCAGC